Molecule: messenger RNA, 522 nt
Organism: Chaetura pelagica (chimney swift)
Lineage: Eukaryota; Metazoa; Chordata; Aves; Apodiformes; Apodidae
Product: SERTA domain-containing protein 4-like
Exons: 3
Coding region: 1-522 (173 amino acids)
Source: RefSeq, a predicted model, not a curated record
AUGCACAGGCUGGUGUCCAGUUCCCUGCCCUCCAUGAACCAACUUCCCCUCAAGUUCCUUUGCCACAGCAGGAGGGAGGUGGCUGAGGCGCCGCAGACGUCGGAGAAGCCCAAUGCAAAAUCCCUGCACCUGAUACUACCCGAGGACCGGACUUGUAUUCUAAAACUUUCUCUCCAGAAGCUCCAAUUCCUGGACGACCCCGAAGCCUAUCUCCGUAGGUCUGUAUUAAUUAACAAUCUGUUGAGGAAGAUUCACCUAGAGACAGAGAGGGAGAGCUAUGAAUACUUUAAGGAGGCUCCGUGUUAUAGGACUGCUUACUCUGACGCCCGAAAACGGCUGAAGCUGAUGGUGCAGGAGUGCUGUUCCCAGUCUCUCUAUUAUGAAGAGCUGCGUUCGUAUCGCAUCGUGCCUUACUCUGCAGAGAGCGCCGUGUACGGGAUGGGCUACAGCAGCAGCCACCUGGGCAGCCCCCCCCCCCCCCCCCCCAUCCUCAAGUGGAAACAAGUUGGGUUAAAUUUUUGA